UAGGUCUUAUCUCGAGAAAAUGAAUCUCGUUGCACUUCUUCCCUCCCCCCGUCCUCCGAAGUAUCCAUCUCAUCGAUGCCGGUUACCUCGCGGAGGUUAGGCGCGAGCGAGAGAAAGAGAGAGAGCCUACGCGCGCGCGCGCGCGCGCACAUUCUUUCGCUCCUUCACGCAUCUAUCUACGAUAUAUUGCUUCUAUCUGUGAAAUGAUAUUCGUACAGCGAUCGAGCGUGUAAUGAACGUCUGUGGCAUGCUGUGACGUUAAUCCUAAAUCGACUCGUCUCAUCCUUAAACAGCAACGCAAGUGAAAAUUGGACUGCGAUUUGGAAAAGAACGGUUGACAGUUUCAUCGACCCCCGAUGCGACAAACUGCGGGAGAUCUGGUCGGCUAACCUUUGUCAGGAACAAAUCAAAGAGGUUGUUGGAAAAGGAAAGUUGUGAAGAACAUUGGAAGAUAUUUUUCAUUUUGUGCAAUAUGACCCAAAAGAUCCCAAUGGUAACAAUGUGUCUUCUUUAAAACAUUAGGAGUUUGUUACUUAUUAUUAACAUUAAAAUGCUGGAAAAUUAAUCUUUGAUAAUAUCUGAUAAUGAUGGCAGAAAAUAAUGCAGAAGACACUAAAUCAGUAGAGAAUGAGACUCCGUCAGAAACUCUUUCGGUAAUAUCCAUAAAUGAUGAAGCAGGUCCCUCUAAUAAAGAAGAGAAUUCUGAAGUACCAGAUAGUGACAAAUUAACUUCUAAAGAAAAUCCGAACAAGAAAGAAGAUGCCUCCGCUGAAGAGGAAAAGGCCGAAGGUACAGAUUUACUUGACUCUGAAAAGAAAGGACAAGAUGCUUCUAAAACUGAUUGCAAUGGGGAUUCUACGGAGAAAAUUAAUCUCGACAAGACAGCAUCUUCUGAGACAAUCGAAUCUGGAACCAAAGAGAAUAAUUUCAUUGAAUCACCAGCAUCGCCUACUGGCGAAGAAGAUACGAAUGAAAAUGAUAGUCUAAAUGAUAUUCUGAAAAUAGUACACGGAGAUUUAGCGAAGGAAAUGAUUCAGGCUGUUAAUGAGUCUGCGACCGCGAAAGACGAUAGUGACGAAGAUAGUGACGAAGAUAGCAUUAAAAAGAAGCAACAAACGGUAAAGAAGAAAGAUGAUAUUUCGGGAGGUGGUACAUCUGACAGUAUGAAAGAAUGUAUUAGUACUAUAGUCGCAAAGUAUGCAAAAGAUAAACAGGUCUCGAAAGAGUUUUCGGAAAGGAUAGAAAAAAAAUUAAGCUUUGGAUUCGUUGAUCCUCCGAUCGUAAUCGGUCAGCUUAUUGAGGAACAACUUGCUAACGAGUCUGCAUUAUCGGCUGAUCGUACAGACCAUAUAGUAGAAUGGGUCAAGAAUUCGGUGAAGGUAAAUGUUGAUGAAGAUGGUAACACUACUGAGGAACGUAAACUUGGCACGUACGAAAGAGAUACGACGGAUGAAACAAGAAAACGAAGGAAACCUACUGAUUCAAUAUCUCCUCAUGCAGUAUCUCCUAGAAAAUCGCAGAAGUUCGUCACCAACAUCAUAAAAAGGAGUAUUAAAUGCUUAAACAAAAUGCACGCGAUGGAGGGCGCGGCCGAGAAUAAGCGAAAGGUGGACGUCGCGGAGAAUAGAGCCGACGAUAAGACGUCGUCGAGAUCAUCUCCGUCGCCAAAGGUACCUCAGAGCCAACAGAACGGCGCCGCCCUUCCGGAAGAGACAGCAGCGGCGCCGACGACAACGGUGAGUGCUCGUCCCCGCAUCAAGAAAAAAGACGAGUCGGACUGUGACAAUGAAACUUCAGACACGAGGGAUAGGCAACUGCUCGCUGGCACGUCGCGACAAAAUGCUACAGCUCCGAGUAAAAAUGUGCAGCCGCGCCACGUCAAAGCAGCGUCUGAGCCCAUCGAUAUCAAAAAGCGAAAGUCAACUAACGGACAGCUGAUCUCACUAGGAAAUCCCAGAAAAAAGUUUCGUGAAGAUUUUUCACGAGAGGAGUACCUUUUAAGUAUUGUAGGUGACAACAAUGAGAGCGUCGAAGAUCUUAUGGCAAAGGCCGAUCAGUUGCGAGCUGAUAUUUUGGCUCUUGAAAAUUUAGCGCAUGCCAAAGAAAUGGAAUGGAAUGAGAUCUUAAGGAAGAGGAAACUCAAGGAGGAAGCAUACCUAAGGCUCGAAAGGAAAAUACAAACGACAACCUACAUGGAAAAUGACAGUCAGUUGCCAGAGGCUUCGCCAUCAGUUAAACCAUCUCUAGGCUUGGCCGAAUGGGAGAACAGCAGCAGUACUAUUUCCAUGAAAGAUAAAUCUUUUGAAUCGAAAGAGGAUUCAGGCGAAAAAUCUUUGGACUCGUGUUUGAAGAAAGAAAAAAUCACAAGAGUUAGCUCACAGCAACGAGCGACUCCCCCGAAAACCAAUGGCGAGAGCAAUCGUAAACAAAACGAGACAGCAAGUCCAGAAAGUCGGCAAAUUGGAGAAGGCCGUCAAGGUGCGAUAGUGGAUGUUAGAUCUAUCAUUGCUGAUCACAGACUUAAACACCCGGAAACUGUACCAAGGAGAGGCCGAAGAAUGAGAAGUUCGAACGUAAAUAUCAAUCUUGGAGCUGGCGGUGCUAUGGUCGAAACUGGACACAACGCGGACUCGAGACCAUCUAGCACGGAAUCGUGUAAGAGCAAUCCAAGCACCAAUGAUUCCAUGAAUUAUAAAGAUAUGCUAGUGCAAUUUGCUAAGCUAAGUCAGCAAGGUGAAAUAGUCAAGACACCACAAAAUUAUCCGGAUGUGACACUUCACCCUGUAACUCCUUCAUCUGCUCAGAAUACACCGCAAUCGAGCGGCUCGUUGCUUCAUGGAAUUCUAACGAAAGCGCAAACACCGAGAUCCACAACUUUUUCACCUACUUUAGCAAGAUUACUCACUGCGCCUGAAAGAGAAAGGAGUUCUCCAACGACUGCAGCAGCCGCGACAGCAUCAGCGUCUAUGUCACAGCAGAGCGGCACGACCCAGCACCUUUUGCAGACAUACCAAGGCUCUAAUCUGGUUUCUAUAAACGAUCUCCUGUCUUCUUCCAAGGCUCGCACAGAGAUAACUAUAACCCCUGUUGUUAACACUCCUGCGCAAUCUCAUUCUAAUGAUUUAAUUCAAGUGGAGGACAUAGAAGAAGAAACAACCGAUGAUAGAAAAGGGAACUCGAUAGCUGGAAGGGACGGCAAGCAAAUAGUAAAGGACAAUCCACCUUCACCAAGCGCCCCACCAAAGUGUCAGGGAUGUAGAAUUCGACCCGCACAAUUUGUAUGCGCCGGAUGCGGAAAUCAGUGGUAUUGCAGUCGUUCAUGUCAGCUUGCUGCAUGGGCAACACACUCUGAUCACUGUCCACCCGAGCCCGAGAACAGCAAGACCAAACUCGUUUAACGGCCGAGAUCACUGUGACCCGAUGUAUACAAUAUCAGGCAAAAGAUAUCGGCACAACUGAGUACGAAUCUAGUCAAGAAAAGAAGUUCAAGGGUAUA
Pogonomyrmex barbatus (red harvester ant) is the source of this 3496-nucleotide messenger RNA. RefSeq lists its product as uncharacterized. NCBI's taxonomy places the organism in Eukaryota, Metazoa, Arthropoda, Insecta, Hymenoptera, Formicidae. The record is from RefSeq and is a predicted model, not a curated record.